CUCAGAUGACACGCGUCCACUCCUUAGCGGUCCGGAUUCUUCCCCUCUCUAGCGAUCUUUGCGAUCUAUGAACCCCUACUCGCCUUAGAAUGGAGAUUUCUCAAUCCGGCACCAAAUUGAGCAAUUGAUGGGUCCUUAGAGAUCGUGGAGACGGCAGGAACACAGUGGGAGGGUGCGCGACCGGAUUAUUGCCGGAGAUGGCCGGAAAAUUCAGCGACCCGAGAGUGAACGGCGGAUCGGGCUGGAACUUCGAUCUGGCGUUUCCGACCUCCAAAUGCAGCGAUUCCGGUGGCGCUGAACUCGCAAGGACGUCAGGAACCUUCGGAGAUAGGCUUGGAGGCUUGCCGCUGCGUGUGGUGGCCGGGCUGGAGUGCGCGACCUGUGUGACGGCGGCAGCAACGGGGCUGAUGUUUGGGUGGGAUGGGAUCGUCUUGAGGCCAGGAGGGUGAUGGUGGGUGUCCGGCAGCUCAUCACCGGCCAUGGAAGCCGGAAAUUGGAGAUCGCCGUGGGAGGCGCUUAGAGAGAGAUAGCCCUUGCAAGGAAAGUCCCUAUGAUUCUUCGCUGAUUCUUCGUGUGGAUUUUGAAAUCUACGCCCUUGCCGUAAAUCUUCACGGAAGGAAAGAAAAUCUGCAAGGAAAGUCCUAAUGAUUCUUCGCUGAUUCUUUGCGGAAUCUUUGUGUGGAUUCUGAAAUCUAUGCCGUCUAACUGUGAAGUUGAUGCCCGCCACACUGACACACUGACACAGUUGUUUGUUCAAAACCUGAAGAAGCAAAAACAUCCAUGUUACAGAUGACAUACAUGGCGACCCAUUUUGAUCGGUGGGAGAAAGAUCCUUUCUUUUCUGCAGCCGAAGAUGUCCAGGAAUCUGCAGACAGGUAGAAUUACAAUCAUUUCGUGUUUCAUAUGUUUUGUAAUUUGUUCUUUUAUUGGUUUCUUUUCUUUUCCCGGGCUCUGUUAAUAAUUGGUCAAUUUAUAUGCUGAUAGAAAUGUAAAGAUGGGUGCUUUUGUUGAUUUUCCGGAACUUAUUCAAAAUGGAGAAACAUUUUAUAUCUAUUGCGGAAGAAAACAACCUGCUAAGAAAGAGAUUUAAAGGAAGAAAAUUUGUUGCAGAAGAAAACAACCUGCUAAGAAAGAGUUUUUGUGAUCCUUCCUAUUUUCUAUGAUUCAGAGUCGUAUCCUUCCAAUUGAAGCAAAACAAUUGUCUCCGUUUAUUGGAAUCUCUGAUCAGCUUUCAAUUGGUAAUCUUUACUUAAUUUAGUUUUCUCAAAUUGUUAGGAUUUAUAUUUGGCAAAUAUUGGGCAGUCGGAAAAAGAGUCUAGCAAAUCAUGAACAGAUUCGUUUCAAAUUUAUUUUUUUAUAUUCCUAAGUUCAUGUUAACCUAUGCCAAAUAUGCAUUUUCCCAAAUUUAUAUGAAUUUUGUCCCCUAAAUUAGCAUGCAAUUCCAUAAUUUGGAGGAUUCAUAUGUUUCCAAGAUUGAUAACUGUUUCUUUAUUUAAAUCGUUAAUUUAUAAAUAUUCUUAUUGGAACACAUAAUUCUUCGUUUUAUGCUAUCAUAUAAUACCCUUCACAAGUAUGCAUAUACGUGUUCUAAUAAUUCAGUGAAAUUUACUUCUUAUAUUCUUUUACUGUUCUUUGUGAAAGUUGUGGGAUCAGUUUAUAUGCCUUCUAGAGGAAUUUUGAGGCUUACACUAAAUGAGCUUUCAACUACUCUUAAACUUUGCAGACGCUUCCUUUGCUCCCUAUUAGAAGGAACCUUUUAUUUACUUUGUAGGCGGAGCUGUUGAUGAAAAUGAUCUGAUUUUAGCAAGUAUUCAAAUUAUUUUUUUAAUAUGUUUGAAGAAGUUGAUAGAUUUGCCUUUUUAAUAUCGUUAACAGAAGCCCCUCAUGCAGCGUAGCCAGCGAGUAAUGUGAUAAAGCUUUUACUAGGUUGUAAUGAUGAUUGGGCUAUAACUUUGAUAUAGCAAAUAAGCAGUGGAUCUGUCCAUUGCACAUCAUAGGGACUUCAUGGGGGUAAUG
Messenger RNA from Cuscuta campestris, 2016 nucleotides. NCBI's taxonomy places the organism in Eukaryota, Viridiplantae, Streptophyta, Magnoliopsida, Solanales, Convolvulaceae. The record is from the annotation of a GenBank genome assembly.